UUUGCACUGGUUGGCUCUGCAGUGAGGCAAGUGCCUGGAGAUCAUACUUUUAAAUCUUUCUUUUGAAAUGCCCAAGGAAAGGUUGCAGCCCCCUGGUAUAAAAAGCUCUUGGGGUUCCUUCACGUAUCACAGACUCUAAAGCCGGAAAGGACCACUGUGAUCAACUAAGACUGCUGUGUUGGGCGGGAAUGAACCCCAAACUUCCUGGACGGCAGAUGAGAAGCGUCCCACCAAACCACUAAUGCAAAGGCAUAGCAUCAAUCCAGGCCUUUGCGAGAACUCAUCCACAAUUUGAACCAGGACCUUCUUGCACCCAAGGGAGAAUCAUAUCCUUAGCCCAACAAGCCGCUUUCAUGGACCCAAUGAAUGGGCGCCACGGACCAUGAAUUGGGGUGUCUUUGAAGGGCUCCUGAGCGGGGUGAACAAGUACUCCACGGCCUUCGGCCGCAUCUGGCUCUCCCUGGUCUUCAUCUUCCGGGUGCUGGUCUACGUGGUGGCGGCGGAGCGGGUGUGGAGCGACGACCACAAGGACUUCGACUGCAACACGUGCCAGCCCGGCUGCUCCAACGUCUGCUUCGACCACUUCUUCCCCGUCUCCCACAUCCGCCUCUGGGCCCUGCAGCUCAUCCUGGUCACCUGCCCCUCCCUGCUGGUGGUCAUGCACGUGGCCUACCGGGAAGCCAGGGAGCAGAAGCACUGGGAGGUAGCGGGCGAGAACUGCCGCCGGCUCUACCCCAACCCCGGCAAGAAGCGGGGAGGGCUGUGGUGGACCUAUCUGCUCAGCCUCGUCUUUAAGGCUGCUGUGGACAUGGUUUUCCUCUACAUCUUCCACCAGUUCUACAAGAACUACAUCCUCCCCGGCGUGGUGGAGUGCGAGAUCCCCCCGUGCCCCAACAUCGUGGACUGCUUCAUCUCCCGGCCCACGGAGAAGAACAUCUUCACCCUCUCCAUGGUGAUCACAGCCUGCCUCUGCAUCCUGCUCAGCUUGAUGGAGGCCUGCUAUCUGGUAGGGAAACGGUGCCGAGAGUCCCUGCUGUCCAGACGCGAGAGCAGCCAGAGGGAAACCAGGCAGUUCAGGAGCGUCGUUCAUAGCAAGGACUGUUCCCUCUCCCAUGGCGAGCAGGACAGCCUUGAGCCGGGAGGGCGGGUUUUCCAUGCUGCAGAUUGCAAGCUAGUCGCGGCUCCAAACACAGCCAGUUCCCCGAUAGGAGAAGAUGUUAUCUCCUAAGCAGAGGGAAAGACAUAGGGAGGCUGUCUCCAUGCAGAACGGCCCUCGUUCGAGACCAACCCUCCUUGUUGGCCGAGCCUGAAGACAUCGCAAGCCAAGAUCAGACCCGGCCUCUGCUGGCAGCUCUGCUCCCAUCACACGCCCAGGUGUUAACGACAUUGGGUGCUCCCCCUGCAUUGCAUUGGUCUGGUGGAAAUAAGUGGACUCAGGCACUGUAGAGAAGAAUGGUCUCUCUAGUCAGAGGGAAGCUCUAUAGGAACCACCGGCUGGAGAGAAGCAGGGAGAAAGGGAAUGUUCAGAGGAUGUUGUGAAGGGCAAGACUAUAACAGGGUUCAAAAAAGGACUAGAUAAGUUCAUGGAGGAUUGGUCCAUCAAUGGCUAUUAGCCACGAUGGGCAGGGAUGGGGUCCCUAGCCUCUGUUCGCCAGAAGCUGGCAAUGGGCGACAGGGGAUGGAUCACUUGAUGAUUCCCUGUUCUGUUCAUUCCCUCUGGGGCACCUGGCAUUGGUCACUGUCAGUAGACAGGAUACUGGGCUAGAUGGACCUUUGGUCUGACCCAGUAUGGCCGUUCCUAUGUUCUUAAUGCAAAGCCGAGAGUUGUAGGAUUUAGACUUAGGAGAUUUGAUGGGUCUGCUGCUGGCCACUACUGGAGACAGGACACUGGGCUCAAAGGACCCAUGCUGUGACCCGGCCUGGCAAUUCCUGUGGUGAGAUAGCAUGCAGGAUUGUGCCCCCCUGUGUUUUUCAGUGGCAUGCCCAGACUAACUUUAAAGGAGUCAAUUGGAAGGUCAAGCCUCAGAGAGAGGAGUGGGAUGUAAGGAACAAGCCAGACUUCUCAGCUGGCAGUGAGAAUUUCUCAGCCAACAGAGCUAGUGCCACUGUGGAAACAGACCCAGGCCCUUCUGUCUGUCCCUGAGCUGACAUGCCAAAUGGUAGGGGAAGGUUGGAGAAAUCCGGCCUGGCCGUGAAUGUUCCUUGGGUGGGGAUGCUAAACCAAGUGGGUAUUUUCUCUCCAAGCCUGCUGGGGAAAGGGGCAUGAGGUCUCCAAAGUGCCUCAUUUCAUGAACAGUUCUUCGGCUUUGCUUAACCCAACAGGACCAACUGGGGGUAGCAGAAGACACUACAAAGAACAGAAGGCUUCCCAAUGAAAAUAUUGCAGCAUUUUCCCGUCUACGGGAAAUGACCAAUAAUCCAUCCUGCCAGAGAUUCAAGUCAUGGAAACUAAACACAUGCUAAUGUUGGUGAUGGGGAAUCCGUUCACCCUUAGGGAAUUAAAGAGUUUUGCUGACGGGGGAAAGGGGUAAGGCGGCAGCCAAGGGGAAAGAAAAAAAAUCUCCUAGAUUCACUGGUUUUCAAGGCCAUUUUGAUCAUCCCGUGUGACCUCCUGCAUCAUACAGGCCAGAGAAUUCCACCCAGCUAUUUCGGCGUCAAGCCCAUAACUUCCAGUUGAGCUAGACCUCAUCUUUUCGAAAGGCAUCCAGUCUUGAUUUAAAGACUCCACACGGUGGAGCAUCCACCACAUCCCUUGAUAGGAAGUUGUUCCAUUGGGUAAUGUUGAUUGGUGGUGCAAAGGCAGCUGUGUAGGUGACCCUCUUCCUGCGGAAUCAUUUGUCAUUCAACAUCCCAUAGCAUCCUUCAGGGAGUAGCUAGUGAUGAGACAGCCAAAGCAGGAAACUGCAUCCUGCUGCCGUAAAUUCUCAGAUACCUCAC
Chelonia mydas (Green sea turtle) is the source of this 2937-nucleotide messenger RNA. RefSeq names its product gap junction beta-5 protein. The coding region runs from base 383 to 1228 and encodes 281 amino acids. Lineage: Eukaryota; Metazoa; Chordata; Testudines; Cheloniidae. The transcript has 2 exons. Gene Ontology annotation, biological process: cell communication. The record is from RefSeq and is a predicted model, not a curated record. Gene Ontology annotation, cellular component: connexin complex.